Messenger RNA from Candida dubliniensis CD36, 1347 nucleotides. RefSeq names its product bifunctional farnesyl-diphosphate farnesyltransferase/squalene synthase (gene ERG9). The transcript has a single exon. Gene Ontology annotation, cellular component: endoplasmic reticulum membrane. Bases 1 to 1347 code for a protein of 448 amino acids. Gene Ontology annotation, molecular function: squalene synthase [NAD(P)H] activity. NCBI's taxonomy places the organism in Eukaryota, Fungi, Ascomycota, Pichiomycetes, Serinales, Debaryomycetaceae. The record is from RefSeq and is a predicted model, not a curated record. Gene Ontology annotation, biological process: ergosterol biosynthetic process; farnesyl diphosphate metabolic process.
AUGGGUAGUAAACUUUUACAAUUAUUAUUACAUCCUAAUGAACUUAAAGCAGUUAUACAACUCUUUGGAUUUAGACAACCAUUACAUCCAAGAACAAAAGAUGUUAAUGAUAAAGAAUUGAUUAGAUGUUAUGAAUUAUUAAAUCUAACUUCAAGAUCAUUUGCUGCUGUUAUUGAAGAAUUACAUCCUGAAUUACGUGAUGCAGUAAUGAUUUUUUAUCUUGUAUUAAGAGCAUUAGAUACUCUUGAAGAUGAUAUGACGGUUAAACCAUCAAUUAAAAUCCCAUUGUUGCGUGAAUUUGAUACAAAAUUAAAUACUAAAGAUUGGACAUUUGAUGGUAAUGGACCUAAUGAAAAAGAUCGAAUUGUUUUAAUUGAAUUUAAUAAUAUUUUGAAUGUUUUCCAUAGAUUAAAACCUCAAUAUCAAGAUAUUAUCAAAGAUAUUACUUAUAAAAUGGGUAAUGGUAUGGCAGAAUAUAUUUUAGAUGAAGAAUUUAAUGUUAAUGGUGUUGCUACAAUUGAUGAUUAUAAUUUAUAUUGUCAUUAUGUUGCUGGAUUAGUAGGUGAAGGAUUAACUAAUCUUUUUGUAUUAGCUAGUUUUGGUGAUAAAACAUUAACAGAAAAUAAUUUUGCUAAAGCAGAAUCAAUGGGAUUAUUUUUACAAAAAACUAAUAUUAUUAGAGAUUAUCAUGAAGAUUUACAAGAUGGUAGAAGUUUUUGGCCUCGAGAAAUUUGGUCAAAAUAUACUGAAAAUUUACAAGAUUUUCAUAAAGAUCCUAGUAAAAAAUUUGCUGGAGUUAGUUGUAUUAAUGAAUUAGUUUUAAAUGCAUUAAGUCAUGUUACUGAUUGUCUUGAUUAUUUAUCAUUAGUUAAAGAUCCUUCAUCAUUUUCAUUUUGUGCUAUUCCUCAAGUAAUGGCAGUUGCUACAUUAGCUGAAGUUUAUAAUAAUCCUAAAGUUUUACAUGGAGUAGUCAAAAUUAGAAAAGGUACUACAUGUAAAUUAAUAUUAGAAAGUAGAACUUUACCUGGAGUUAUUAAAAUUUUCAAACAAUAUAUUCAAGUGAUUAAUCAUAAAUCAUCAGUUAAAGAUCCAAAUUAUUUGAAAAUUGGUAUUAAAUGUGGUGAAAUUGAACAAUAUUGUGAAAUGAUAUACCCUAAUAAAUUGGCUUUACCUCCAAGUAUGAAAUCAUUACCAGAAAAUAAAUUUACUAAAAUUAUUGCUAGUAGAGAAAGUAUUGAUUUAUCAGUACAAAGAAGAAUUGAACAAGAAAAUUUCAAUUGUAAUGUUGUGUUAUUUGGUAUUGGUGGGUUAAUUUUAAGUUUAAUCUAUUUUUUUACCGUUUAUUAA